Messenger RNA from Brienomyrus brachyistius, 2423 nucleotides. RefSeq names its product TM2 domain containing 3 (gene tm2d3). Lineage: Eukaryota; Metazoa; Chordata; Actinopteri; Osteoglossiformes; Mormyridae. The record is from RefSeq and is a predicted model, not a curated record.
CGCGGUGACGUAGCGGAGCAAAGGCCGGCCGCGCGCCACUCGGGGCGGGGCUGCUGCGCGAGGCGUGCGCUGUGUGUCAGGAUGGCGGCCGCCUGUCAGGCUCGGCUCUCACUGCAAGGCCGGUGCGCCAUGAAGGCCUACGCGAUUAUGCUGCUGGUGUUCCUGGACCUCUGUCUCAAAUCGGUUAACGGGUACCUGAGUUCCCCCCCUGUUAGUCAGGAGCCCCCCUCCAGCCAAGUUGCCCAGCAAAGCCCAGUCAUCACAAGCCCUGUGACGCCAUCAUCUGUCCCCACAACUACCCCUGCUGUAACUAGUUACGUGUUCAAGUGUCCAAGCAGGGGUCUGUGCAGUAAGUUGCCUCCAGAUUGUGUCAACUGCACCUACCACACAAACUGCACCUAUGGCAAGCCAGCGUCCUUCUCCUGCACUGCAAAGAGUGGCGUCCACUGCCUGGGGGAAUCGGGCCAGCGGCAGACCAGCUUCAACCUGAACGUGACUUGCCAAUUCUGCUGGCAGCUGGACCCCUCCCAAUACCGGUGCUCCAACUCCAACAACUGCAUGACUGUGUCCUGUCCCCGCAAGCGUUACACAGCCACCUGCACAGUCAUGGAGCACGUGCACUGUAUAGGGAAUAGGGAGUUUUCCAAACGAUUGUUCUGCAACUGGACAGGAGGCUACAAGUGGUCCACCGCCCUGGCACUCAGCAUCACAUUGGGUGGAUUUGGGGCAGACCGCUUCUACCUGGGUCAGUGGCGGGAGGGCCUUGGGAAGCUGUUUAGCUUUGGUGGCCUGGGGAUAUGGACCUUGAUAGAUGUACUACUGAUUGGAGUGGGAUAUGUGGGACCAGCGGAUGGCUCCCUCUACAUUUAAGUUUUUACCCUCCCUCAGCCCCGCCACCACCACCCUUUUGGACUCUAAUCACCUCCACCAACAUGCAACCAUUCACAUGCGCCUUCCUGUCCAAACACCCACUGCAGCAGACUCCAGUCCCAUCUGCCGUGGGAAAAUGCGGCAUUAUGGGAAAUCUGUUACACUGGGCCUACUCAUUCCUCAGCAUGCCUUCCUUUCUCCCCACUGUGUGUCCCCCACCAUGGAGUGAGGAGGUGGAGCACCCUGGUGCGAGGUUAGCCGGAAUCCGUGGGUCGGAGACUGUCGGACGCCGAUUCACCGGGUGCCGUGCGUAGGGUCGCUAGCUUGGGUGGGGGUGACGGAGGUAGCAGGAGGUGUCCCUGAAAAUGAGCACUGAAGAUGGCUGAACUGCACUAGAUGCAUGGAACGGUGGGCGGUGGACAGGAGGUAUCCAAGUUGGCAGCUGGAAGCAGUCAAAAUGGAAAUCUUGGAUACGAGAUGCAGUUUUUGCCCCGUGGAGUUGUUAGUCACAAUCCUCUCUGGGAUUUGAGACAACAGGAUGGUUCUUCAGACUGUUAUGGGCAGAAAAUGCUCUUCUUUUUAUUUUGUUAGUUGGUGAAUUUUCCCACAUCAAGGUAUUUGGCGAAGACAGUUUUGGACCUUCCAGCCAAGCAGCCCAUUUUCUAACACAUAACGGUUGUGGCAUUAUGCUUUUCACUGUUAAGUUUUUGAAAGUGCAACAAUCUUUGAUGUGAUUUACAAGCAUCUGUGUAAAAUUUAGUGGAAUGAUAGCAAAGAAGGAUAAAUGUGUUAUUGAGUCUGUUGUCCAGUGCAUGACUUAGUAACUUUGUUUUCCUCAAGAUCUCACCUUUAUAUAUAAAAGUACUGGAAAUGAAAAUUUUGAGUUUUUCUACUCGUGUUAAAGACUUCUGGGAAGUCUAAUGUACAGAAUUUAACUUAUGUUUUUCCUUUUUAUUUGCCUGUUUCCUUUUAAAGUUGUUAUUUUUUUGGCUAUGAAGCUGUCUGUGCUUAUUCUCCAUUCAUUCAUUGGUACAAAGCCACGUGUCAGUAAAGUGGUUUUUAUCAAGCAACUAUCCAGUGUUGAUUUUUAUCUGGAGAAACUCAAUUAAAUUUGAUUCCCCUCCCAGUACUUCAUCAGGUUUUCUUAUCUUAAUUUAUUUUGAACUGGAUUUUGGUCAAAAUAACUGUAGUGUUUGAGUGUUUGUUUUGAAUUAGAAGUUUAGCCAGAAAUCGCUGGAAAGAAAUCUGUGUAGCUUUUAUGACUUAAUUUGGGAGUUAUGUGGGGAAUGUGACUUCACCGAGGUGAGUUUCUAGAGCAGCUUCAAGUAACUUCUCAUCACUUAGGCAAAGAACUUUGUGUGUAUCUCAGGAUUGUUUCUCUAAUGAACAUUUGCAUACAUUUUCGACUAAUUCCACUUCACAACUGGUUGGGGUUAUGCAUAGUAAUACUACUGUACCGAAUGCUUCACUUUGUUCUGGAACUUCCUCCCGGUUUGUUAAUCCAUUUCAGGAAAAUAUUCUCUGUACAAAUUAUAAAUAAAGCCUGAAAAUGA